Messenger RNA from Cajanus cajan (pigeon pea), 3427 nucleotides. RefSeq lists its product as uncharacterized. The record is from RefSeq and is a predicted model, not a curated record. Lineage: Eukaryota; Viridiplantae; Streptophyta; Magnoliopsida; Fabales; Fabaceae. Gene Ontology annotation, molecular function: protein binding.
CAUGCAUAUUUUCCAUUUUAGUAAGUCCGAUUGAACCUUUAGAGUUGCACAGAAUGGAAUCACGAAUGGGGUGGUUGUUUCUUCUGUGUUGGCAUUGCUUUAUCUCUCAUUUUUCAUUCUCUCAUUCCUUGUGCCAUCCACAAGACAGCUUAGCCUUGCUUCAGUUCAAAACCUCCUUCACUGUUCAUACUACCUACUGUAAUGAUUGUUUCGAACCCAUCACAACAUGGGAAAAUGGAACAGAUUGUUGCUCUUGGUCUGGAAUAACCUGCCACCCAAUCUCUGGUCACGUGAUUGGCCUUGACCUUUCCUUCAGUAGGGUCAACACUGAAAUCCAUCCAAACAAUACUCUUUUCCAUCUUACUCAUCUCACACACCUCAGCCUGCCUGGUUAUUCCAUUCAAGGUGAAAUUCCUCCCCAAAUCUCACUUCUUUCCAAAUUAGAAUCACUUGACCUCUCUUUUAAUGAUCAGUUAAAGUGGAAAGAAAGCACUUGGAAGAAGCUACUAAAAAAUGCAACCGUUUUAAGGGAGCUUCUUUUGGAUGAAACAGAUAUGUAUUCAACUUCAAUGAUGCCACUAAAUUUGUCUUCCUCUUUGGUUACUCUUGGUCUUGCAGAAACAGGAGUAAAGGGAAACUUGGCAGAUAACAUUCUCUGUUUACCAAAUCUUAAACACCUAUACCUGUCGUUAAAUUACAACCUUCAAGGCCAGCUUCCAAAAGUGAGUUGCAGCACUUACACUCUUAGUGUGUUGGAUCUUUCAAACUGUCAAUUCCAAGGGUCCAUCCCACCCUCUUUCUUUAACCUCACACAUCUUACUUCUCUACGUCUCUCAUGGAACAACCUCAAUGGUUCAAUCCCCUCCUCACUUUCAAAUCUUCAACAUCUUAUUCUCUUGGAUCUUUCAUGGAAUCAAUUUAGUGGUGCAAUCCCAAAUGUGUUUGCUAGCAUAACCAAAUUGAAUACUCCCAAUCUUACUUCCCUGGAUCUCUCACAGAACAAUCUCAAGGGUUCAAUCCCAUCCUCACUCUUAAGCCUUCCACGUCUAACUUUUCUAAAUCUCCAAGCUAAUCUUCUCAGUCAUCAAAUCCCAAAUGUCUUUCAGCAGUCUAACAAAUUUGAAGUGUUGGAUUUGAGUAUUAACAAUAUAGGAGGUGAGCUCCCAUCAACACUUUCAAAUUUACAAUGUCUCAUUCACUUGGAUAUUUCAGAGAAUAAACUUAGUGGUCAAAUCCCAGAUGUGUUUGCUGGCCUCACCAAAUUGAAUACUCUCAAUCUUAUGGAUAACAAUUUAAUAGGAAAAAUCCCGUCUUCUUUGUUUGACUUAACUCAACUUUCUCUCGUAGAUUUUUCUUAUAAUAGAUUGGAGGGUCCUCUGCCCAACAAAAUAACUGGGUUUUUAAACGUAACCACAUUAAGAUUUGAAAACAACUUACUGAAUGGGACAAUUCCUUCUUGGUGUCUAUCUUUACCAUCUGUGGUGCAUUUAGAUCUAUCAAAUAAUCAAUUCACAGGUCAUAUAAGUGCAAUCUCAUCAUAUUCCUUGCAGUCUCUAUUUUUGUGCAAUAACAACCUACAGGGCAAUAUUCCAGAAUCAAUUUUCAGUCUUGAAAACCUCACUGACUUGUGUCUAUCAUCAAACAACUUAAGUGGUUCUGUCCACUUUCCACUCUUCUCCAAGCUUCAAAAUUUGCAAAAUCUCUCUCUUUCGCACAAUAAUCAAUUAUCACUAAAUUUCAAAUCCAAUGUCAAUUACAGUUUCCCGUUCUUAAGGUCUUUGUCUUUAUCUUCUAUGGGUUUGACUGAAUUUCCGAAAUUAUCAGUAGAAGUUCCAACUUUGGGAUUCCUCGAUCUGUCUAAUAACAAACUUAGUGGAAGAGUGCCCAAUUGGUUACAUGAAAUGAGUUCAUUGUAUCAGUUGGACCUCUCUCGAAACCUAUUGACAGCAGCAUUGAACCAAUUUUCAAGGAACUAUAUGCUCUUUCAUCUUGAUCUUAGUUUUAACUUACUAACUGGUGGCAUCUCUUCAUCAAUUUGCAAUGCAAGUAUGAUGAUGAUUCUCAACUUGUCUCACAACAAAUUGAUAGGCAUCUUACCCCAAUGCUUUUCCAACUUAUCAAACCUUGAAAUUUUAGAUUUACAGAAGAACAAACUUCAUGGCACUUUGCAGAGUACCUUUUCAAAGAACAAGUGGCUGAGUAGUUUGAAUCUCAAUAGCAACCAAUUUGAAGGUAUUUUGCCAAAAUCUUUGACCAAUUGCUCAAAUUUGGAAUUUUUAAAUCUUGGCAACAAUCAAUUUGAGGAUACAUUUCCCCAUUGGCUUCGGACUCUACCACAUUUGAAAGUUUUGGUUUUGAAAGCCAAUAAGUUGCACGGUCCCAUUGUCAGUUUAAAGACAAAGCAUCCGUUUCGCAGUUUAGUUAUUUUUGAUAUCUCAUCCAACAAUUUUAGUGGCCCAAUACCUAAAGCCUACAUAAAAAGUUUUGAAGCCAUGACGAAUGUUGCUCAAGAUAAGGUGGUUAACAACUCGCAGGAAUACUUGGGAACGGAUAUAGGAAAUGCAACAUACAGUGAUUCUGUGACUGUAACAAUGAAAGCCAUCAGUUUGACACUCAACAAAAUUCCAAUAAACUUUGUAAACAUAGAUUUAUCAGGCAACAAAUUUGAAGAAGAGAUUCCAAAUGUUAUUGGAGAAUUGCAUGCACUCCGAGGGCUCAACCUUUCCCAUAACAGAUUAAGUGGUCCUAUUCCCCAAUCAAUGGGAAAUUUGACAAACUUGGAAUCAUUGGAUUUAUCUUCAAAUAUGCUCAUCGGUGGGAUUCCUUCUGAAUUAACCAAUUUGAACUUUCUUGAAGUCCUGAAUCUUUCCCAUAACCAUCUUGUGGGAGAAAUACCUCAAGGAAAACAGUUCAAUACUUUUUCGAAUGAUUCCUACGAAGAAAAUUUUGGGUUAUGCGGAGUCCCAUUGUCAAUGACAUGCAUCAAGGACCCUGAACAACAUUCUUCACCUUCACAGACCUUCUGGAGAGAAAAGAGUUUUGGAUUUGGAUGGAAACCAGUGGCUAUAGGAUAUGGAUGUGGAAUGAUAUUUGGAGUGGGCAUUGGAUACUGUGUAUUAUUAACAGGAAAGCCUCGGUGGCUAGUGAAAAUUGUAGCAAAAUGAAUUUGUGGAUGUUUGGUAUGACUGUAGAAUGUCUUGUCUUGUAGCACACUUUCCUGUUCAAUUACCACUUUGGCUUCUUGGAAAACAAAACUAAGGGCAAGAACCUUAUCUCACUGCAUUUUAAGGGAGAUCUGAUACAAAGUUUUGUAAUAUACAGUUAUAUUUUUCGUCUGGUACAAUUUGUUAGUCUUGACCUUUCAAUCUUGUUUUAUUUAAUCCAUAUAAUUGUUGGCGUUGGUUACAUACUACUAUCCGUUGUUAUA